This is a messenger RNA of Impatiens glandulifera, 1443 nucleotides long. Its product is annotated as actin. Gene Ontology annotation, cellular component: cytoplasm. NCBI's taxonomy places the organism in Eukaryota, Viridiplantae, Streptophyta, Magnoliopsida, Ericales, Balsaminaceae. The coding region runs from base 145 to 1278 and encodes 377 amino acids. The record is from RefSeq and is a predicted model, not a curated record. The transcript has 5 exons.
AUAUAUUCCUCAUAUCUUUCCCUUGUAAGAACAUCCAUCCAUCCAUCCGCCUUUCGUCUUUCUCUUCCCGCACUCUCUCUCUCUCACUAUUUUCUUCUCCUUUUCUCCAGCAGCGAGUUUAGGGUUUUUUUCUUUCCACUUAAGAUGGCAGAAGGUGAGGACAUUCAGCCACUCGUGUGCGAUAAUGGGACUGGAAUGGUUAAGGCUGGAUUUGCCGGAGAUGAUGCUCCGCGAGCUGUGUUUCCUAGCAUUGUGGGUCGUCCUCGUCACACUGGUGUGAUGGUUGGAAUGGGGCAGAAAGACGCCUAUGUUGGUGAUGAAGCUCAGUCGAAGAGAGGUAUCUUAACUUUGAAAUACCCAAUUGAGCAUGGUAUUGUGAGUAAUUGGGAUGAUAUGGAGAAGAUAUGGCAUCACACGUUCUACAAUGAGCUUCGUGUUGCACCAGAAGAGCAUCCCGUUCUUCUUACUGAAGCACCUCUUAACCCCAAGGCUAAUCGUGAAAAGAUGACCCAAAUUAUGUUUGAGACAUUUAACACCCCUGCCAUGUAUGUCGCCAUUCAGGCCGUUCUUUCUCUUUAUGCAAGUGGGCGAACCACCGGUAUUGUGCUGGAUUCGGGUGAUGGUGUGAGCCACACAGUCCCCAUCUACGAAGGAUACGCCCUUCCACACGCGAUCCUUCGUCUUGAUUUGGCUGGUCGAGACCUGACGGAUCACUUGAUGAAGAUCCUUACAGAACGUGGUUAUUCAUUUACCACUACUGCAGAGCGGGAAAUUGUGAGAGAUGUGAAAGAGAAGUUGGCUUACAUAGCUCUGGACUACGAACAGGAGAUUGAGACUUCGAGAACCAGUUCGUCAGUCGAGAAAACCUACGAGUUACCUGACGGUCAAGUGAUCACUAUUGGUGCUGAGAGGUUCCGAUGCCCUGAGGUGCUUUUCCAGCCAUCGAUGAUCGGAAUGGAAGCUGCUGGAAUCCACGAGACUACAUACAACUCUAUCAUGAAGUGUGAUGUGGAUAUCAGGAAGGAUCUGUAUGGAAACAUUGUGCUUAGUGGUGGUUCAACUAUGUUCCCUGGUAUUGCCGACAGAAUGAGCAAAGAGAUAACCGCCCUUGCACCAAGUAGCAUGAAGAUAAAGGUGGUUGCACCUCCCGAGAGGAAGUACAGUGUCUGGAUUGGUGGAUCCAUCUUGGCAUCUCUAAGCACUUUCCAGCAGAUGUGGAUUGCAAAGGCAGAAUAUGAUGAAUCUGGACCUUCUAUUGUUCACAGGAAGUGCUUCUGAUUUAAAACAACUGAGUACUAUGUUAUUUCUGGGCAACUGGAGAGAUCUUAAACUUAAAAAAAUGUUUUUAUCUAUGAUUUUUCUAUAUUUGUUGUUUCUGGAGUUGGAUUUGCAGAAGGGAUGAAUUCUUUUGGUUUUAAUUCGAUAUUAAUUGCUUCUCUAUUA